GCGAGGCAACUGGUUCUCAGCGAGUGUUUCCGCACACCUAGAAUAAAGAGCAGGCGAGCCGAGGAGGAGGAACAACACAACAGUUAGCCCUACAGACGGAACUACACGACGAAAGCUUUAUAUUUUUUGUAUUAUUUGCUACAUUCUGGUUUGGGUGUCUCCAUGUAUACGAGCGUUAAUGCCUCGAGUGUGAAGUACUGAGAGGAGGGCUCGCUGCUGAUAACCUUUACGUUGGUUAAGCUGUAGAGGACUCUCACUGGUCGCCGGAGGAAAAGAUGUGCGAUGGAAUGGUAGCGUUUCAGACGAGAGCCCUGUCCUCCUCCUCUUCUUCUUCUUCUUCUUCCUCCUCCACCUCCUCUUCCUUCACCUCCUCCUCUCUAGCCCACAGGCUGGCUGCCUCCGCGCUUCUCCUCCUCUUCACCCUGCUCCCUCAUGGUCACGCAUCAGGUUGUGCGCGGCCACCUGGCGUGCAGCACGGAGACCUGCUGAACCAGACCGAAGCCAACCGGGGUUCUUUUCCCCCGGGUACCCUGCUGACUUAUGGCUGUGAGCCUGGCUACACUGCAGAUGGACCCACCAGCAUCAUUUGUACCAGCUCCGGAGCGUGGUCCCAUCAACCUCCACACUGCAUCAGAAGCAUCGUGUGUUCACCCCCCACUGAACCAGAGAACGGGGGCUACCGCUGUCACCCGUCUCCCUGCCACAGCCUCACCCAGAAGACUGUUAUCGAGUACUUCUGUGACGAGGGCUACGCUCUUAAGGGCGACUACAAGUUCCUCACCUGCCAGAACGGCGAGUGGGAUGGUCCCAUGCAGAUCAGCUGCCGACUCACACAGGACAAGGAGCCGAGCUCUCCACUGGGUAUACCAGCUCUGUCUAUUGUGGCGUCCACAGCUAGUUCCGUGGCUCUCAUCCUGCUUUUAGUGGUGCUGUUUGUUCUCGUACAGCCCAAACUCAAGUCCUUCCAUCACAGCAGGAGGGAGCAGGGAAUCUCAGGCCAGCCCAGCUCCGUCAUGGUGGAGGGCGUCCAGGUGGCACUGCCCUCAUAUGAAGAGGCUGUAUACGGAAGCAGUGGACCCUGUGGUGCGUCUGGUCCUCCUCCUUCUCCCCCACCUCCUCCGGGUCCCCCAGAGUCUCGAGUCCCGAUCGUGCUCUCUGAGGGGCUUCCUCAGGGAGCCACGGGAGGCCAAGGCCCCAGCAGAACCCGCCACCACAGAGACUUAGACUUCUGUCUCCCAUCCACAUCCUCCUCAUCAUCCUUCUCCUCCCGCCGUUUAGCAGAGACGGUUCUGGUUCAUCAGGCCCCGUCUUCCUCCUCCUCUUCGUCAUCAUCAUGGGCUAGAGAGCACCCUGGGGGUGCAUGCGCAGGCCCCCUACCGCUCCGUAGAGACUCUGAGAGUAGCGACCAGCACAGUCUGCUUUCUGUCACUUCUACAGAUGAGUUUUCUGAUGAUAUUCCCCUGUUGAAGGAAGCAUGAAGCCUGCCAGCCUGCCAUCAGCAGCAGACCCCCUAUUUCCCUAUCUCUCACUGCUGACCAGGACUGACUGUGGCUGUCAACCUUCUUCUCCCCGGACUCCCCUCAGCAGCCAGCAGAGAAAAGACUAGAACUAUUCCCAUUCCCCGAUGCAACCUUUUCUGCCAUUACUACCCAUGCAGAGCAAAGCCAACAGCCAAUACUCACUACAUCACAAGCAAUGAUGAAGCACCACUGGAUCUAGCUACUGGAUCAAACUAAAGACAAGCCAGACAAACAAAGUGGUGCCAGCUCAACAUAAAUCAUGUAGAUUCUCUGUACAUGAGUAAAACAUACAUACUGAGUCAAGGUUGUGUACUAUAGGCUAUGUAUUACCUUACACUUGCCUCCUCCCAGGUGUAGUUCUCUAUAUUAACAUUGCUCACAGAGGCUUCAUUGGAAAAGGCUAUAGCAAUCAAGACACGUCGACUCUGUCUGGGAUUACUGCGGAUAAAAAAAUAAAAUAACUUGUGAUGUUUGCUCCUGACGCUGUGGCGCUAAGAAUCAGAAUUGUCUUCCCGCUGUACUUGAAAAGUUGUGAGUGACGACUGGGUUUCUGCAACCCGCUUUGUGAAUGCUGCAUGUUGUUUUUAGUUAUUGCUGUCACAGCACGGUGGCCCACUCUGAAUGAAGCAUGAAGCCCGCUCUCUCUCUCUCUCUCACUCUCUGUCGCUCUCGCUCUCUCUCUUGCUGUCUGUGUCCUGGUGGCGUCUAGCAUAUGGAUUAGUGGGAUUGAGAACCACUUCACAUGAGCUAAAAGCAGGGUGCGGCUUUCACAUAUAUAAAAAUCACAUAUAUUAAAAAAAACCCUGCUCCUUUCCUUUCUGUUGCCAGCUGCACCCAUUAUCUUGAAGGUGCUUCUUCUGUCGCAUGAGUGGGAUUGAAUGGUGCUUUGGUUCCAGGACUCUGUUAUACAUCUUUCCUUGUAUAAAUGGAAGGAGACUUAAUGUCACAUUUUGUCUAAAAGCUAAGGAGAGCAUUUUCUUUAAACACAGUGAUUGGGCACAUGACUGAAUUUCAGGGUUCAAUUUUCUUCCCACUCUAUUUAUUGUUUGGUGUGUGGCUCGGUUUGCUUUUAGUUGCUGAAUCUGAGUGUGUGUGUGUGUGUGUGUGUGUGUUUGAGCAUCUUUGUGUGUCAGUUAGGCAGAAGAGGACAUGUCCUCAUAAGGCAGGCCUCGAUGCAGCCAUUUUCUGAUUUGCCUCUCUUAAGAUCAGAGACUGGCUUUACAAUGUCCCUGUCUUUCACCACAGGAAAGUAUCCCUCCCUCUGAACAAGUCACAUGAACAAACUAGAGUCACAUCAGGCAACGGGUCCACUACACAAUGUGUGUAUUAUUCAUCUGCUCUCAAGCUAGAAUAUUUAUCCUUUUCUGCUGAAUGGCUCCUUAGAGGAAAUGGCUCUCACCCACUUUCACACUGUACCGAAGACUCUCCACUCUUGUGCAUUACUGACACAACUGCAACUGGUUGCAGUGAAAUUAUAAAGUUUUGUUAUAUAGCACCCCACCCCCACCACGUACACUCAUUCACCCUUCUUAUACCAAGUGCAAAUUUAAGAGAGAAGCGUGUUAUUUUGUGAGAAAUCAUCCUCUGUUUUCAUUGCCACUUGAAAGGCCUUGGUGGUUGAGCUGGUCACCCUGGAAACAGCAUGACUCCGAAGGAUCCUAAGAAUUACUUUUCAAGCUUAACUGCUGGGGUAAAAAAAAACCUUCUGCAGUUCUGUUCUCCGCUUUAUUUGGCAUUUGUGGCUGUCUGUCAUUGUCAACGGCUACUUUAUUAAUGCAAACAGAAUGUUGCCUUAGACUUGUACAUUUUCUUUUUUUGUUUUUGGGAUGUAUAAUCUUAAGCCUCCGCAUUGGUUGCUUUACAGUAUUGCAACGUGUUCUGUUUUCCCAAUGGCCUUACUCUGUUCUUUUCUAUUCUAUGCAUACAACUGUCUUUGUGUAUUUAUCAGAGUUUACUUUUGUUGUGGACACAACUCAACGGAUGUCCAUCUUUCUCUGUCCUUCCCUUAGCUUUUCCAGCUACUGUGGUGAUGAUGAUGAUGAUGAUGAUGAAGAACCUAUAAGCACCUAUAUUUCACUAUCCCUUUGCUUGUCUUUUGCUACAAGGCAUUAAAAUAUUAUUGGAUUGAAAAGAAAAAAAAUGAAAUUAACUGCGUUCAGAAGCACUGUUGUACGGUGUUGCUUCCCUGACAAUAACAGGUUUCAAAAAGUACACAUCUUGAUUCUUAGUUUCAAUGCUUUCAGCUUUGGUUUUUCCUCUGUACAUGGCAGUGGGUGUGAAGAUAGUAAUUUAAUAUUUGUAUAAAGUUUAAUUUAAUUUUACAGUGUGUAUAUAACUUUCUAAUUAAAGCUUUCUUUUGAAUGUGGA
Micropterus salmoides (largemouth bass) is the source of this 3887-nucleotide messenger RNA. RefSeq names its product sushi domain containing 6 (gene susd6). The record is from RefSeq and is a predicted model, not a curated record. Bases 276 to 1478 code for a protein of 400 amino acids. NCBI's taxonomy places the organism in Eukaryota, Metazoa, Chordata, Actinopteri, Centrarchiformes, Centrarchidae. The transcript is spliced from 7 exons.